Cydia pomonella (codling moth) is the source of this 2616-nucleotide messenger RNA. RefSeq lists its product as uncharacterized. The transcript has a single exon. Gene Ontology annotation, molecular function: zinc ion binding; nucleic acid binding. Lineage: Eukaryota; Metazoa; Arthropoda; Insecta; Lepidoptera; Tortricidae. The record is from RefSeq and is a predicted model, not a curated record. Bases 1 to 2616 code for a protein of 871 amino acids.
AUGUCUCAUACUUCAAAAAUGAAGACACGGAGGGCUACACGCAAAGAGCGCGUAGAAAACCAAGAACAAGGUGAAGAAAAUAUUGUUCAUGCCGAACAAGAAACAAAGAAAGUUCCAGAAGAUACGAGUCAUCGUACAGAACGAUCGGCGGCGGGUAGUGCUAUAAAACACGAGUCGCGCCGUGCGCGCUCGCUUUCACAAUCAAAAUCAAGAUCUUCGGUAUUAUCUAUCGAAGCACGUAAGAAAAGAUUGUUGUUGGAAGCGGAAAAGCAAAAAGCGGAAAUUCGGAUGCAGCUUAUUGAUAAAGAGCUAGAGGCAGACCUAGCCGACUUAGAGGAAGAGGAAGAGGAGGAGGAAGUAUACAGUUCACAUGAUAAGGAGGAUCGCACACAAAACAUCGAGAACUGGAUGGAGAAAAGCCAGCAGGAGUUGGAUAAGCUGCAUAUUCCGGCUGAGAAUGAGCCCGUUGCGGGUACCUCACGCGACACGAUCCAAAUGCUCGCUGCAACAGUCCAGACCCUAGCCGCUGCCUCUGUCCAGAACAAACCUAACACUAACCUUUUGAGCCGCAUCUGCACACCCCGAGACUUACCUGAGUUUAGCGGAGACCCGUUAGAUUGGCUGCAAUUUAAAAGGGCGUAUGAGGAGUCGACAGAAGUGUGCCAAUUUAGCCCCAAAGAAAACCUGUGGAGGCUUCGUAAAUGUCUGCGUGGAGCGGCAAAAGAUGCAGUCUCAGCUCUGCUCAUCAGUGCAACUUCGCCUGAACGUAUUAUGGAAACGCUGGAGCUACGAUUUGGUAAUCCAGACUGCAUUAUUUCUAAGCUCAUGCAAGAUAUUAAAAGGAUCCAACCUGUCUCCUCAGAAUACCAAAAGGAUAUAGUGCAAUUUUCUGUAAAGGUGCAGAACUUCGUAGAAGCUGUAAGGUCAGUGGGUCGUGAAGAAUACCUACAGGGCAUGAGCUUAGUGCCGCUAAUCUUAUCUAAAUUACCUACUGUUCUAUUAUCUAAGUGGUCGGAUUAUAGCUUUCCUCUUAUUAAAACUAGCUCGAAGUCACGUUUGGAUAUUUUAGCAGACUUCUUGAAUACGGAAGCUAUACGUAUAUCUACUACUUCUAACAUUUAUACUAUGAGUCAACGUGCUGACAACGUAAAAACAAAAGGUUACGAUAAGAACCCGCGCCCGCAACAUGUAUUCCUGCAAUCUGAGCAAGAUAAUGCCGACAAGUGUUAUUUCUGCCACGGAUCAAAACACAAACUAUCAGAGUGUAAACAAUUCCGAAAGGCCCUUCGCAAGGUACGUUGGCAAUACGUAAAACGUAAUGGAAUUUGUUACAAAUGCCUAGAUUCCCGCCACAACCGAGAAACCUGCCCGGCACCAGUGUGCGAUAAGGAUAAUUGUGGGCAAGCGCAUCACAAGCUACUUCACUUUGUAAACAACAUCACUGCGCGACGGCCUAGCGACCGCGCGCCGGCCCGGGAGGUACCUAUCGCUGCCGCGGAGCCCGCCGCGCCCCAGGAGCACUCGGCGGAACCCGCCGCAGGCGCGGACCCACCGACGGCGGAGGUUGUUACAAACAUCAACGCGAGUAGUUGCAAAGUGUUCCUUAAAGUGGUCCCUAUACGUGUGUAUACGGCUAACGGUAAAGUGAUAAACUGUAGUGCGUUACUCGAUGACGGAUCUUGCGUAACAAUGAUAAGUGCUGACUUAGCUGCCCGUGCCGGACUCCGCGGUCAUCGGGAAACAAUGCGCGUGAAAGGACCUUGGAAAGAUAAUCAAAUAACGUGCGACAGUAUGGUGGUGAAAUUUGAACUUUCUGGUAAGGACAAUAAGGUUCACUCCAUUAAAGCAAAAAGUGUUUCCGAGUUAAGUUUGCCUCCGAAUAGCUUAUCAUUUACCGAUUGUACUAAAUAUUCACAUUUAAAAAAUAUUGCAAGUUCCUUGUGUAAUGAUAAUGAUCUAAAGCCGGAAGUACUUAUAGGACAAGAUAACUACCAUUUGUUAGUGCCUUUAAAAGUUAUCUUAGGUAAGAAAAAUGAGCCGUCUGCUACUUUGUCUCCCCUGGGGUGGUGUAUACAUGGACCCAUGCGCGUCACGAGAGCGACGCGUGCCGCCGACGCCCCCGCCGAGCGCGAAGAGAGCGCGGCGGUAUUGUUCGUGAGUGAGUGCGGCCGCGAGGAGCAAGCGCUACGGGACCUUCACGAGGAGGUGCAGCGCGGAUUCGCGCUGGACGCCCUUGGAAUAUCAGGUAAGCCGCGACAGAACGUGGAUGACGUGCGGGCCGUCGAACAGCUGGAGCGCACCGCUCGUCUCGUCGACGGGCGCUGGCAAGUAGGCUUGCCCUGGAAGGACCCCAACUGUACGAUGCCGGACUCAUUCCCGAGCGCUCUGAAUAGGCUUAAAGGCAUCGAGAGGAAAAUGAGUCGAGAUCCUGGUUAUUCUAAAAGGUACUCCGAACGCGUGGAUCAUUUAUUAAAUAAUGAUUUCGCCACAGAACUGAAGGAAACUCAACGUACUCAAAGGACGUGGUACUUACCACAUUUCGGCGUUGACAACGUAAACAAAAACGCUUGCGUCUGGUCUUUGAUGCUGCGGCCACAUCGGAAGGGUUGUGCCUAA